Molecule: messenger RNA, 2409 nt
Organism: Argiope bruennichi
Lineage: Eukaryota; Metazoa; Arthropoda; Arachnida; Araneae; Araneidae
Exons: 14
Coding region: 69-2144 (691 amino acids)
Biological process (GO): cobalamin transport
Molecular function (GO): protein binding; cobalamin binding
Source: RefSeq, a predicted model, not a curated record
CAAAAAGCGAACGUACAAAAGGAAAGAUACAAAGUCUCUGCUUCAAGCUUGCAUUGAAAAGUAUUUUAAUGUGGUAUUUGUGGUUUCUCAUAUUUCCUGGAAUAACAGUUUAUUCCUGGCCGGUACCUAAUGUUAAAUGUGAUAUAAAUCAAUUCCAAUGCAAUAACAGACAGUCCUGUAUUUAUAAAUAUCUCUGGUGCGAUGGCUCUUACAAUUGUCAGGAUAGAAGUGAUGAAACUUAUUGCAGAUAUCAAAGUGAAUGUCUAUCGGAUUUCUUCAGAUGUGACAACGGAAUGUGUGUUCCGGAAAAUGGCAGAUGCGAUGGAUAUCCCUCCUGCUCUGAUGGAUCAGACGAAUUUCAUUGUGACUGUGAAGAAAUAUACCGUGCCACUGGAAAUAUAACUUACAGUGUACAUGCUGGAAGGAAACGGACUUCAAAGUGCUGGAAAAUAGCCAUCCCUACAGACAAGUUUCUCACCUUGAGAUUAAACAAUCUAUAUUUUGCCAAUGAAGAAGUUACUGAAAAAACAAUCGUUAGUGAUGAUGACUAUACUUCAUCUUAUUCAUAUGAAGUCGCAUCGAACGAUAAUGAAGACAUAUCAAACACUAACGAGAACUGCAAUGAAGCAAGUCUUACUAUAAGUUGGGCCUCUUUGAAGUCAGAAACAGUCUCAUUUUGUCCUAGAGAUAAUAUAAAUUCCAAAAGACUAAUCAAAACUUUCAGUGAUACGGAAAUCAAGCAUCGUGCAGUCAGCAGAUCAUCUACUGGAUCAACUUUCGAUUCGUUUACUAUUACAUAUGCCAUUGCUGAUUUGCUAUGCUUGAAACCAGAUUCUUUCAAAUGUUCUUCUAUUUCUUGUAUUUCAAUGGAGAAAAAAUGCGAUGGUGUCCGAAAUUGUUACAAUGGAAUAGAUGAAGUGGGGUGCGAAAAGGGCGUCUUCGCAGUACCUGGCGUAAAUACUAACCGCAACCUUGCUUUGAACUGGCUAAAGGAACAGCGUAAUGCUGCUUGGGGUUGGCGUGAAAAUACUCACAGAGCUAUAACUGCUUUGUAUCUUGCCAAAGGAGCGAAUUUCAAUGGCACCAACUUGGAAGAGGAUCUUAUGGCAAAGCAACUAGAAUUACAGAUGUCGACGGCAAUUUUGAGAAGCGAGACUGAUUUGAUAAGUCCAACUCAGCUUGCAAUGUAUAUAAACGCCCUUCUAGUAAUUUGUCAUGAUCCUAGAAAUUUUUAUGGCUUUAAUUUAGUAAAUGAUUUGAAAAGACAAAUGGGGUAUUCCAAAAACUCUACACAUCUUCUGCCUUACUUAGCUCUUUGCAAUGCAAAAGAGACACUUACGGAUGUGGAUAUAAGCAAGAUAGUUGGCGUUUUAGAAAGCUCAUCCAAUCACAGUUUCCUCACAGAUGUGCAGUCAAUGGCAUUAAUGAUAUUAGCUUGCUUAGGGAAUACUUCAAAGACUUUGGAACUAAAAGAAAACAUUACAGAAGCCGUUAAAACUUUAAAGAAACGUCAAAAUGAAACUGGGAAUUUUGGAAAUAUCUAUACAACUGCUCUUGUAGUUCAAGCCCUCCUAAGUUUAGGACACGAGGAAGAUACCGAUUGGGACUUAAAAGCUGCUGUUGAAUUUCUUAAAACAAAACAAAGAAAAGAUGGGUCUUUUGGAGAUUUUUUAGCAACCUAUCUCAUCUUGCCAAUAUUGAAUUCGAAAAGUUUGGCCGAUGUUGGAAAAAUAAACUGCACUGACAAUUCAAAAAUGCCUAGAGAUGGUAACCCAGUUUCGGACAUCGAAUUCAAGCUUGGUCCGAAGAUAUCAAUAAAAUACUAUCUUUAUGUAGGAGAUCAAAAAGAUCAAGUUCAUCCCUUAUUUCUGAGAAUACCAGCCAAUAGUUCUGUAUUAGAUAUGAUGAGACUGGCAUCGGAAGCUGAUCCGAAAUACAAAUUUCAGGCUCAAGAUAUUAGGGGAAAGGUAUAUAUCUAUGAAUUAUUUGGAAUAGCCAAUGAUCCUGAAGACGAAAAAUUUUGGCUCUUAUUUGUUGAAUCAAAAAAUGCAACUCUUCAACUAACUACUAAAAGUCCAGAUGAAGUUUACCUGAAGAACAACGACAAAAUAAUUAUGUGGUACAAAACAGCCCAAAUAGACUGAUGGCAUGCCAUCGGAACAAAAAAAAAUCAUAUUACAAUAAAAAGUUAUAAUCUUUCUAUAAAAGUUUCUAGAUAUAAAAUAUUGAUGGCAUGUGUUUCAGUGAUUUAUAAUCACUGAUUUCGAUCGGACCUCGAUAUUGGGAAAUAUUGUAUAAUUAUUUAUAUAUUCUAAUGGCGAUUUCUAUUACUAUGAGAAAUUUGCUCUAGUUUUGAAACACUCUGUAUUUAAAGUUGAUUUGUUUUGGGAUACUAAUCAAUCUAUAUUG